CCGGUUACCGUACGACUCAAAGCGAAGUUUGCCGCUUGCUAAGGAAACAGCUCAAAUAAGUCGUUAUCGGCUGGGAAUAUAUAGCUUUUAGCUGACAAAAAAGCUUAUUUACAGACACCGGUCGGGGUUUGGAAGCACGCUCUGGAGAAUUUAACGAUGGGGUACCUUCUUAUACUAUUUUUCCUCAGCAACGCAUUUAUUUCUGUGUGUCGUGCUUGCUCGUGUUUGCCGAGUCAUCCUCAAAAUGAAUAUUGCAACUCUGCUUUCGGUGAGUAAUGAAUAUUUUGUGUCAUUAGGAGGGUUACAUGUCGUAUGCAAAAGCCUGCAUGAAAAAUCUUUUGAAAACGUCAGCAAAUUUUUGCAGAAGCACGCUGAUAAAAUUCAACAUUUCGGCCGUUUGACUUCUUCACUUGUUUCAAACUACGUAUUCAUGCAUCGUGAUUUUAUAGGAAGAAAACGUUGCUCUGUCCGCAGUCGGCUACCUUUCAAGACGAAAUCCAAGAUGAAAGUAAAGAUGAAUGAACGGCUUUGUUGAAAUGAAAUGGAAAGAUGUCAGUGAAGUCACUUACGGGUGUUUAUUACUUUCAAGAUUCACAAUACAUUUGAUUGCGUGCAAAAUAACAUUACACGUUUGUCAUUUCUUUUCUGUGCAAAACAUAGCAGAGCGGUUUAUAAGGUAUUAGCUAUGAGGUAAUAAUCAGGUUAAAAAACGAGUGGACCUUCUUUAAGAGAUUUUAAUACCUCUAUUAUCGCUAAUACCAUUGACGAGGAAAUUAAAGAAUUCAGGUGGUCGGUUACGUUUUCUUCCGGUGUUGAUUCCGUCGGUCUCGUUGAUUCGCUAUCAUAUUUGAUAUUGAAUCUCAACUCGACUUUUUCUCUCUCUCUCUCUCUCAGACUAUAAUAAAUAAGAGUUUUACGAACGGAAAAUUGUCACUUCGGAGGUAUCUCUGAAAAAAUUCACCCAGGGCAUGACAUAGAGAUAAAUCCCAAGAUAAGUUUUGACAAACCCAAAAUAUUUGUCAUGGAUACACGAGCGGCGAAGGUUAAACUCGUUAAUCUGAACAUUUUUGUUUUUACGACGAAACCGCAACGUUGGCAACGACGAAAUCUUCUCACUAAGAACAGCUUGAACACAGUCCCAGACGGCAGACAAAACAAACAGAAAUAUUCACGGCCAAGGUUUUUUUUUUUUGAAAAAGGACCUUCUGCCCUGAUUCACCGAGAGCUACUUAACGCAACACAGGAAACUCACGCAGGUUUUGGGUUGUUGAAAAAAAACAAAUCACGAAUCUUUGAAAUGUUUUUAAAGAAUUGAGGAAAAUUUUAUUCAGGAUAGCUCUAAACGAAUGACGAUUGCGAAGGAGAAAAUUUUAUAGAGGAUGAAUAAUGACAAAUAUUUCUAUUUAAACAUCAAAGUUUUUUUUUUUAGUCACGCAAAAAUUCGCAUGUCACGUUAGCCUGUAAAACCCGUGGCUAGUGAGUUUUAUAUUGAAACAGGCGAGCCAGGAAAAAAAAAAGCGUGUUUACAAAAAAGAUGAAAAAGCCGGUAACGAUCCGUGCUGUGAGACUGAUCAAGCGCCAAAUCCUUCCCUUUUCCUCUGGGUAUUGUGUAAUCUAAUUUGAACCUUCUAUUAAGUCAGAUGUCGCGUCGUUGAUGAUAGGAACUGUGAAAAAAAAAAGCUCUCACACUUCGACACAGGAAAGGAAAUGAUUGAUAAAGAGAAGUAGAACUCUUUUUGAAAUCGCUCUUUUAGUUUUUUGAACCCAAAUGCAGACAGUUUUCUCUGGAUUCAUUAUCCAACAUACAGCGUACUUUUCCAUACAGUAUGUCAGAGGGUGGCCAAUUAAUUCAAUUGAAAAAGUGUUUCACCUUAGCCCGUUCGUGUUUCGCGUAUCUUGUGUUUUCAAAUUCCGUAAUCUCCAUUCAAGAUCGGAUCGUGCAAUCUACUAAUAAAUUGGAUUUACAUUGUAAAGUAUGGCUACUAAAGCACUAAACUCCUUGAUGCAAAUUAAAAACUGACACAAGGGUGGCUGUAAGGUGUUUUAAACAUUACAUAAUGGCCGUAGACUAUCCAUGUUUCAAGACAAUUCACCUUUCUUCUACGUUUAUCAAAUAUCUUCGGUCACAGUUAAAAGACUAAACCUUACCAAAGGAAUUAAACAAAACAAACACUAAAAUCGUUUUCGACGAAAGAAAUUCAUACCACUUGGAAGACAAGAGGGCUCAAUUUUCAAGCUAGGAAUUAAUAACCGUUUUCUUCGCUAAUAACCUCUCGCUUAUGAGUUGGCACUGCACUAGUUGCGAAGGAUUAAAACUUAAUACUAUUCCUGAGACUUAAUCCCCAAUAUUAAAGUUAGCAUUAUAUCUGGUAUAGUUCAAGACGAGCUAUUGUGAUUCACGUUGGUUUGUGUCACCUGCUGCUAAGAGAAAGUUCUGCUCUAUUUUUCAUCACAAUGUCAAAUCUCAUUUAAUUGCAUCAGUGAAGUUUUCUCAAAUACGGUAACUGCAUAUCAGCUUGAAAAGUAUUGAUAAGUCUUAAAUUCUGGCUUAAGUGUAAUGUCUAACAAUCUUUGACAAAAUGCUCAGAGUCGGCAGAUUCUCGGACUUUUUUUAGAGGUUCAUUUUAGUUUGUCUCACGACGUUUUAUUCAAUAGAUUGACCUUUCAGAAAGAGUUAUGCGCAUGUGACGAUGAUGUGCUUAAGCAUGCGUUGUUCACGAAAAGAGUCCAUUCGGGGGUUUACAUUUAGGUGUAUGACCAUCUUCAAAUCCUUCAGCAUUCUAGACUGUUAACAUGCACAAAGCGGUUUGAACUCUGUGGUUUAGGAUUUGAUAUCAAAAGCUGCUCAGGAGGUGCAUUUCCAAAUGGUGCUGUUUGUUAUGUUCUGCAUGGUAGUUCUAACCUUCUGCAACAUUCACUUGGAAGCUUCUGAGCAGUGAUUCGAUAUGACUGUGUGUUGUGCUGUUCAACUGCAGUAGCUCUAGCUUAUGGCGUCUGUAAACUGUGGAACCCUGGUGUUUAGGUGAAAGCAACUAAACAGUACUCUCAUUGUUUUUGGUUCUGUGACUGUGUGUUGUGCUGUUCAACUGAAGUAGCUCUAGCUUACAGCGUCUGUAAACUGUGUUCUCAUUGUUUUUGGUGAUGUGACUGUGUUGUGCUAUUCAACUGAAGUAGCACUAGCUUAUAGCGUCUGUAAACUGUAGAACUCUGGAGUUUAAGUAAAAGCAACUAAACAGUGCUCUCAUUGUUUUUCGUGCGAUUAAAAGGGAUUUUAACUUUUUUAGUUUGUGUUUGGAACCUAGUGUAAAUACUGAGCUCUUCUUUCAAGUAAAACUGUUUAUUACGUUGCACAAAGUGUUCUCACUUUUCAUUUUGUGGGUGAAACCCAGAGUGUGACCAUUUGAAUCAAAGUUAGUGGGUAGCACUAUCAUGUGGAGAAAGUUAUAAUGUAGAGUAAGGCAGUUAUAAAGAUAUAGAUUAGAUAUGUAAUAUGUAAAACAAUGAAAGUUUGAACCGACCAUGAAGCAAGCAACCACUGCAUGUGAUCAUUUAUGACUAGCUGUCGUUUCCAUAUGGACAUUCAACUGCGCAAAAAUUUUUAAGGGUGCACAACACAUUGCGGGCAAUCAAAGGUCUUCAGCUUCAACGUUCCAUCACUUGCGGGUCAAGGUGAUGGGUUCUCGACCUUGCCCCCGAGGGCUUUCCUCUAGGUUUUCCGCUUUUCCGUAUCCAACCAAAACCUGCAUGAAAAAUACAGUUGGGCCUGGAGGCAGGAGAUAAGGAGCCAUUUUGUGGCUGUGCCGUGGCUGAAAUACACUGAGUUGCUAUUUUUGUUUUGUUUCGACAGUUAUUCGAGCCAAAGUCCUUUCCGAGUCCACAGAGCAACCUCUUCAGACAGAACCACCAGAGACAGCCAUUGAGGAGAACAUCCCAGCAGAAUUCAUCCAAGAACAAGUGUACACUUUGAGGAUACUCAAGAUAUACAAAGGAGCUCGAGAAAUCAAUAAAACAGAGGGUGUGGAAGUGUACGGCUCACGGCGUCGAACUCUGCGUGCAAAGCUGUACACGCCGGCACGCGCGUCGUCGUGCCACGUGCCAUUGCGCAACCGCACCGUGUACCUUCUGACGGGGCAGAUACUCCACAAUAGGCUGCGGACUGGAGGUUGCAAAUGGAGGACGGAGUGGUCGCUAAUAACGCGCAAACAAAGAGCUGGAAUCAGACGUUUUUAUGGAGAGAACUGCAUGUGUCAAGUGGGGAUGUGUUUCGGUAGCAACUGCGAUAAAAUGCUCAGUGGCUGUGAAAAAGUCGAAUGGAAGGCACCAAUGAAAGAACAUUGUAAAAGUAAACACUCCUACUGCAUGAGGGACUGGAGCGGUGACGCAUGCGCCUGGCGGGUAUCGGAUGAGUAUAAAAGAUGCCUAAAGAAAAUACCAUGAUGCAUUGCAACCUGAGGACAAAUGUUCGUCAACUGGAAAAGGAAACUCAAACUAAUCAUAUUGCUUCAGUGUCUUCAAUAAGAGCAAUGGUUUCAGUUAACAUAAUUUACUGUUAAGCGUUCAGUUGACUUCCACAUCCCUGCCAUGCGUCGCGAUAGAACAGCAGUCGAGCAUUGCAAGUAGCACUUUGUCUGUACAUAAAAUUGUGUAUUUUUAAAUGGUUCACUUACGCUUUGUAUUCGCGUAUGAAACGUAUAUGCCAAGAAGAAGGUGAUUUCGCUGUUAAUUUACGUUAACAUAUCUCUUCAGCACAAAGAAAGUUCAGAAACUGCUAAAAAAUAGUACUUUGCUUCCAGUUGGUCAUCGUUGUCCAAAACUCGAUCCGUCGCAUCUCCUACUCGUUGGGUAAUUAGACCAGUGUUUGACAAAACAUCUUUUUCAUCGACGCGAUCCAGGAAAAUUGGGUUUAGCGCGUACAAGCACAACUAGAGGCAUGCAUUCAGAUAAUUGCGUAUUUCAAUUGAGUGUCGUGAACACAAAGAAAAAGAAAAAACAAGUAGCUACAAUGACCAAUCAGAUCAAAGGAAAUUUUUAUGGGAGCCAAUGAGAAAUCAAAGCUAAGUUUUCUGGACCAAUCACAAAGCGAAGAAAGCAAAACCAAUUGCAAUCCCACACUGCCUUCGGCGCUCAAUUGAAAAUUGCAUUUUAUUCUUUGUUUACCGAAUACAUGUUAAGAAUGAGUUCAUUUACGAACGCUUACUGUACGUCGUUUAAAAGACGAAUAAACGCUUUUUGUCAUGUAAAUUAGUCAAUAAAAAAGAUUUAGUAAAG
This is a messenger RNA of Pocillopora meandrina, 5268 nucleotides long. NCBI's taxonomy places the organism in Eukaryota, Metazoa, Cnidaria, Anthozoa, Scleractinia, Pocilloporidae. The record is from the annotation of a GenBank genome assembly.